Stylonychia lemnae is the source of this 1599-nucleotide messenger RNA. NCBI's taxonomy places the organism in Eukaryota, Ciliophora, Spirotrichea, Sporadotrichida, Oxytrichidae. The record is from the annotation of a GenBank genome assembly.
AUGAAUAUCCUUGCCAAUUGGAUUUUGACUAAUAGCGCCUCAGAAAAUCUAACUUUAGUCUGCAGUCUAAUUCUCCUACUAAUGUAAAAACUAGGAUUCAAUCACCAAUUUCAAAUCAAUCAUGUUUUUGAAGAAGAAAUCGAUUUUUAAGAAAUAUAAUCAGAGUAGUUUGAGCAAGAUAACACUGAAUACAAGUAGCAUGUACAAGAAAAAGAAGAGCUCUCUAAAUUGCUAUCUUCUUCACUGGCAUCUGCAAUUUUAUCGCUUUUUGUUUCACUGUUGAAUAAGUAAAGCCCUAUAAAAUACAAAUCUUUCUUGGUUGUUCUGAUAAAGGCUUCCUCUCAUUUAAUGGUAAAUGACAACUUUAGAAGGAGUUAUAGGAAGCAAGGUGCUAUCAAGAAUAUGAUAAAACUUAUCAAAGACAUACUCACAUCCAUUUAAAACUAAGAAAAGUAACUGUCUCCAAAUGAAUCCAGUGAGUACAUAGAUCUAAUUUCUUAUAUCAUCGACUUUUUCGGCAAGUUUGUCCAUGACAAUAAGAAAAAUAGAGAGUACUUUAUUCUUAAAGGCGGAGUUUCACUAUGCAGCAAAUUUAUUGAUAAGACUUUCCCCAUAUUUUACAAUAAUGACAAACUAAUCAAGUCAUGUUGCAGUGUACUUGGAAAUAUAGCAGUUUCAAAUGAUAAUAAAAUCAUGCUAUGGGUGCUUGGCUCCAUACCUCAUUUGAUUAAGAUAGUGACUGAUGAUAUUAAGGAUAAAUAGGAAAGUCAGACUAGGGCAUACGAAAGAGCAGAGUACGGUUUCUAUGCAUUAUGGAAGGCUAGCAUUGAUUGUGAGGAUGUGCAGGAGGAACUUAUGAAAUCUAAGUUUAUAGAUAUUGCACUUUAAAUAGUUCAAAAAUAUUCUAGCAACAUUAAUUUGAUUGCAUUCAGUUUAGCUAUCAUAAGAAGAUUAGCAAGCAAUCCAAAAUAUAAAGAUGAAAUAGCAAAGAACUUUUUGCUAACUUUGAUGACUUUUAUAAAGAUCUUUUUGGAGACAUAAUAGAAUUAGACAAAUUAAACUCUUAGCUAUCACCAUAAGCUAGGAGUUGCUUUUAUUUAUAAAGAAAUCUUAGGAUGCCUAGGAGUGCUGGCAGUUGAAGAUAAACAUAAACAAGAGAUUACUGACAAUCAGGGGAUAGAAUUGGUAAUCAUGAGUGCUAUGCUAAAUAUUAAUAAACCCAAAAUUAUUAAGACUGCUUUGGGUUGUUUGAUAAAUUUAGCCACAACUGUUGAGAAUAAACAAGCACUAUCAAAAGAUGCUAGUUUCUAUUAGCUUUUAUACACAGUGUUAGAGCAGUAUGAUCAAAUGACUCCAAUGAUAGAUUAUUCAUUAAGAUUGAUCCUAAACACUGCUGACAAUAAAAUAUCCUAUCAAAAUUAUAUCAGCGGAAGCAUCUUUAAAAAGUCACUCUUAUUUAUGGAAAAACACAAAAAGAAUGCCAAUAUUGUUUGGUCUUCAAUUCAGAUACUCAGAUUACUCUGCAACUCAGGUAAAAUUAGUAUAACUAAAUAAUUUUAAAAUAGACAAGGCAUUGAAGAAAUUCAUGAAGGUAUUUGA